Molecule: messenger RNA, 1407 nt
Organism: Uncinocarpus reesii 1704
Lineage: Eukaryota; Fungi; Ascomycota; Eurotiomycetes; Onygenales; Onygenaceae
Exons: 3
Coding region: 1-1407 (468 amino acids)
Biological process (GO): intracellular calcium ion homeostasis; calcium ion transmembrane transport
Cellular component (GO): fungal-type vacuole membrane
Molecular function (GO): calcium:proton antiporter activity
Source: RefSeq, a predicted model, not a curated record
AUGAGUGCGCUACAGUCCGAUCCGAAUCCUCCUCGUGAGUCCAAUACUACUGCGCCCUCGUCUCCUAACAUCGCGGCCAAAGCGGAGCAGUCGAUUCUUCCACUCCACCACAGAAAGGGUCGCGCAUUCUUCCGGGUCGACACGGCUGGCGAGAGCGGGAGAGCCGGUUUCAACCCUCUGUUCUUCCUCAAGAUCUGCUGGAGAAGCACAACGCCCUUGUCAAAAUAUGUUAAUGUGCUGUGGCCGUUUGUUCCCCCCGCAAUCGUUCUGCAUUUUGCUCGACCGGACCUGCAUCUGUGGGUGUUUAGCUUAAAUUACAUUGCCAUGGUCCCCUCCGCCAAUCUGCUGGGUUUUGCGGGCGGAGAACUGGCGAGGAAGAUGCCCAAGGUCCUGGGAGUGUUGCUUGAAACCCUUUUGAGCGGCACAGUCGAGAUCGUCCUGUUUAUGGUUUUGAUUUCCAAUGACCACAACAACAACCUCAUACCCGUUAUACAAGCUGCCAUUCUGGGAUCUAUUUUAGCGAACCUUCUUCUUUGCUUAGGCUGCUGCUUCUUCAUGGGGGGGCUGCGCCGUAACGAACAGGUUUUCCACGAAGUGGUCAGUGAAACUGGAUCGGGGUUGAUGCUGGUCGCGGGUUUCGGCCUUAUGAUUCCCAGCGCAUUUUAUUCUGCUUUGGCUGGUAGCACCUCCUCUGACGGGGCAUUCACAGCAGCCGUUCUACUCAACAAUACCCGUACCAUUAGUCGCGCGACCUCCAUCAUCCUGGUAGUUGCAUUUUUUCUCUCCAGAUUCCUCUGGUUUAACUUGCGAAGCCAUCAUGGUAUCUAUGACGAAGUUCUUGAAUUCGAUGAGGCCCAGGAUGAAGACAGAGUUGAGGAAUCACGACGGGCCAAGCUUACCCUGACCGAAGCCGUCAUCGCUGUCCUGAUUUCCCUCAUUUGCGUAUGCUUUCACGCCGUUUUCCUUGUCCAGAAAAUCCCAGCGAUCGUCGAACGAGGGGUGCCAGACAACUUUAUAGGUCUCAUCCUCGUUCCGUUGGUUGAAAAAGCUGCCGAGCACUUGACAGCCAUCGAUGAAGCAUGGGAUAACCAAAUAAACCUUGCUUUAUCUCACUGCCUCGCUCCAUCGAUUCAAACAGCCCUUUUCAACGCUCCUCUGGUCGUAAUCGUGGGCUGGGGACUGGGCAAGCAGAUGGACCUCAAUUUCGAGAUAUUCAUGAUUGUGUUGCUGGUACUGUCGAUCAUCGUCGUGGGUAAUUUCCUCCGCGACCGCAAGUCGAAUUAUCUCGAAGGAGGUCUUCUUGUUCUUGUAUACUUGAUCAUUGCGGUGACGAGCUGGUACUACCCAAACCCUCAUGAUGACGCUACCAAUUUGCAGCUACCACACGACGAUUCCUCUGGGCACUAA